UUGAGUUAUUCUGAGACGGUGUCAUACAGCAUAGUCCAAAUCCAAAACCUCCCAUUCUCUUGUGUACAUGCUCUGAUCCGAGAUCCGAGAUUCAAGACGGGGAGCUAUGGGGUGUUGAUUGUUACCGCUUCCACCCCGUUAGAUGCACGCUCUAGCCAGCAAGAUGCAUACGGUGGGGGUCUUCGCUCAAUCGGGGAGGGGAAGCUUUGA
This is a messenger RNA of Podospora bellae-mahoneyi, 210 nucleotides long. RefSeq lists its product as uncharacterized. The transcript is spliced from 2 exons. The record is from RefSeq and is a predicted model, not a curated record. Lineage: Eukaryota; Fungi; Ascomycota; Sordariomycetes; Sordariales; Podosporaceae. The annotation marks the transcript as partial.